Nematolebias whitei (Rio pearlfish) is the source of this 1070-nucleotide messenger RNA. RefSeq names its product P2Y receptor family member 8 (gene p2ry8). Gene Ontology annotation, molecular function: G protein-coupled receptor activity. Gene Ontology annotation, cellular component: membrane. Gene Ontology annotation, biological process: phospholipase C-activating G protein-coupled receptor signaling pathway; positive regulation of Rho protein signal transduction. Bases 4 to 996 code for a protein of 330 amino acids. The record is from RefSeq and is a predicted model, not a curated record. NCBI's taxonomy places the organism in Eukaryota, Metazoa, Chordata, Actinopteri, Cyprinodontiformes, Rivulidae. The transcript has 2 exons.
GUCAUGGCGGGGAACUCCAGCAGGACCCAGCUCGACAAUGCCACGUUGUUGCUGUUUCAGAAUGUGCACACCAGUGUUGCCAUUUCUGUUAUCUACAUGUUCGUAACAGUCAUCAACCUGGCAGGAAACGGCCUGUCAGUAUGGCUCCUCCUCUUUCGUACCUCCCCCAAGACUCCCUCCAUAAUCUUCAUGAUUAACCUCACCAUCACCGACUUGGCUCUUGGCACCGCCCUGCCCUUUCAGAUCUCCUACCAGCUCCAUGGGUACAACUGGACUCUGGGAUCCAAGAUGUGCAGUUUCCUGACCCUGGUUUUCUACACGAACAUGUACUGCUCCAUCCUGACCAUGAUGGCCAUUGGAAUCGAUCGCUACCUGGGUAUCGUCAAGCCCAUGGCAUUCAGGAAGAACCGGUGGAGCAAGUCUGUUGCGGUCAUGAGCUGCUUCUUCAUGUGGAGUUUAGUGCUGUCCAUUUUGUACCCACUGAUGACCACGGACUUGACCUAUGACAUUCCUAAACUUGGCAUCACCACUUGCUUUGACGUGUUGAAGAAAACCAUGCUCCCGUCGGUGGCAGCGUGGGCAGCCUUUCUUUUCAGUCUCGUGUUUGUUCUGUUCCUCCUCCCCUUCUGUGUCACAAUAUUCUGCUAUGUUAGCGUCAUACACAAGCUGGCCAGUGAUUCCAAGACAGCCCAGAAGAAAAGAGCGAUACGUCUGGCUGUUGUUGUUCUGCUCGCCUUCAUGGUCUGCUUUGCUCCCAACAACAUCCUCCUGUUGCUUCACAGUGUGAUUAGACUCUUCUAUGACAAGUCUUUGUACAUGGCUUACAAACUCUCUCUGUGUUUCAGCUGCCUGAAUAGCUGUCUGGAUCCUUUUAUUUACUACUUUGCCUCGAAGGAGUUCAGAAUGAAGCUGCGAGAAAUAAUGAAUCUGCAGAGCACAAGUAGUGCAGAUUCAAUGAAGAUGGAAAAUAAAGAGACUUUGUACUCUGCUCAAUGAGAUUUCAAAACUUCCUGCUACCUUUGAUACCACAGACAAAAAAAAAAUCUUGAAAAGGGAAGCUUCUGUGAGAG